Molecule: messenger RNA, 2350 nt
Organism: Misgurnus anguillicaudatus (oriental weatherfish)
Lineage: Eukaryota; Metazoa; Chordata; Actinopteri; Cypriniformes; Cobitidae
Source: RefSeq, a predicted model, not a curated record
GCCAAUAAUACAACACCCCCAAUGGCAACGCAGCCACAAGCUACAGUACGGCUGAUGAAUGGCAGAGAUCAGUGUGAAGGUCGUAUUGAAAUCCUUCACAACGGCACGUGGGGAACGGUGUGUGAUGAUGACUGGGACAUGGUGGAUGCUAACGUGGUUUGCCGGCAGCUGGGUUGCGGUUUAGCCGUGGCCGUGGGGAGCAGCUCCAGGUUCGGUCAGGGUUCCGGCCCCAUCCUGCUGGACAACGUGGACUGUAAAGGAGGAGAAAUGGAUCUGAGCCAAUGUGGGAAUCAAGGAUGGGGAAUUCACAACUGCUAUCACUAUGAGGACGUGGCCAUCUCCUGCAGAGACAGUAAUGUAAUGGAACCUCGAUUAGGUUUUGAGACCACAACGUCAAGUCCAGUCCCUGGAAUUAGAGACGGUACCAUACGUCUGUCUGGAGGUUCUGAUCAGUGCCAGGGGAGGGUGGAGAUCUACUAUCAUGGUAACUGGGGAACGGUCUGCGAUGACGACUGGAGCAUAAAGGACGCGGACGUCGUGUGUCAUCAAAUCGGCUGUGGACAUGCGAACACCGCUACGACCAAUGCCUACUUUGGCUACGGCACGGGACUGAUUUUACUGGAUAACGUGAACUGUAAUGGGCAGGAGAGCUACCUGGCCACCUGUUACAGCCUCGGUUGGGGGAUUCAUAACUGCGGACAUCAUGAGGAUGCAGGUGUCAUCUGCUCAGGUUCAGGUUCUACCACAGUCCCGUCUAUCAACACAGAGACUGCAGGCCGAGGAUUUAUAGGGAGCACAGCAGGGACUGGAAUGCCAGUAUCAAUAACUGUGAUGACCUCCACAACAGUCACUACAGCCAUAUCAACAACAGCGAAUUCCGGCGUCCGGUUGGUGAACGGCAACGACAACUGUCAGGGACGAGUAGAGGUUCUCUACUUCACCAUCUGGGGAACGGUUUGUGAUGAUGACUGGGACAUGGAUGACGCUCUGGUGGUCUGCAGACAGCUGGGGUGCGGGCCUCCUAUUGCAGCCAAACCUCUGGCUUACUUCGGCUACGGCUCGGGUCCCAUACUGCUGGAUAACGUCGACUGCCAGGGCAAUGAGGUGAAGCUGACGGACUGUUUCAAUCUGGGCUGGGGACAACACAACUGCGGACAUUACGAAGACGCUGGAGUUAUCUGUGCACCCCCUCUGGAUUUUAUGGGGAAUGGGGGAAUGGCAAGAGACUUUGGGAUAGGGGUGACAUCGAAGAUCACCACAACUCCAGCUCCAACUACAACACCAGCAGAAGGUACCAUGAGGCUCGUGGGGGGUGGGCAUCACUGCGAGGGUCGUGUGGAGAUGUACCUGAGAGGAGAAUGGGGUACGGUGUGCGAUGACGCCUGGGAUCUUCUGGAUGCUAAGGUGGUGUGUAGACAGAUGAGCUGCGGGCUGCCCAGAGCCGCUCAAGGGUCGGCCUACUUCGGGCCCGGCAGCGGCACGAUUAUCAUGGAUAACCUGAAAUGCAUCGGCACGGAAGCCAAUCUCGUUCAGUGCUCUCACAUAGCGUGGAACGUCCACAACUGUGACCACUCAGAAGAUGCCAGUGUCACAUGUGUACUCUUAUGACUCCACCCACCACAGGCCACGCCCACCCUUUUGGUCCUGAGCGGACUCGUCUGGUUUAGACUACGGGACUUGUACACACUUUGUAAAUAACAGCUCACACCAAUAUCUAAGAAUAGAUUUUACAUUCGUAUAAAUAUUUACAGGGUGUGAAAUAAAACCAAAUAAAUUAUGCUAGCGACUGUUAUAUAAAUAAAUGCACUUUAUAAACUAUAUGAAGAUGUACACAUACUGUAGGUAUAUAAAUAUACCGAACACAUUUUAAACUGUUGAUAUACAGUGAAAACCAAAGUUUUUCCUUUAGGUAUGAAAUGUUUCACGGGCGUUUCACUUUGACAGAGGACUGCAAAGCACACACAAGCUGGCAAUAGCUUCCACAGUCAUCUUUUAUGCCAAUGAAGUAGUUUUAUCUGUUUGGAUUUUCCUCAAAACAAAUGAAAAAUCAACCUUACUGGAAAAUGUAACAUUUUAUUGAAUGGAAAAGAGCAUUAAUUCAACCAAAAGCAAUCAUUUGUCUUAAUUGGUUUAAAAAAAUCUUCUCAGGUCAAAGUUUAUUUGCUUAAAAUAAAUACCACCAACACAUUUUCAAAUCAUGUUAAAACACAAACCAGUCUCAAUGUCAAUGUUUUUCUUUCUAUCCUCCUACAGCACUCCUGUAAUAAAAGUGAAUAUUGCAUUGUAAUGAAUAAUCUAAAGCAUCUGACUGGCUGAAUUGUGAAACUUCUUUGCAUAUUAGGUAACAAAU